AUAAAAAAGAACUUUAUCAAGCUCUUGGAAAGCAAUAUACCACGGAGGAAUUUCGUGAUCUAUGCUUUGAUUUUGGAAUUGAACUUGAAGAAGACACUUCCGAAAAAGAAAUUGUCAGUAAAGAGGUUGGAAUAACCAAAGCUGAGGGAUUAUCAGAACGAGCAAUUUUAAAGAUCGAUAUCCCAUCUAAUAGGUACGACCUUCUUUGUCAUGAGGGUAUUUCGCGAGCCUUACUAAUUUUUCAAGAAAAGGCAAAUUCACCAUGCUAUAAACUUGUUGAACCAGCGGAUGAACAAGUACAAAUAUUGAUAAAACCUGAGACUGCUCGAAUACGGCCUUAUGUUGUUGGCGCUGUUCUUCGGAAUAUAAAAUUCACCGAAAGAAAUUACAAUAACUUUAUUGAUUUACAAGAUAAAUUACAUAACAAUAUUUGCAGAAAACGGACUUUGGUCGCAAUUGGAACUCAUGAUUUCGAUACUAUCAAAGGUCCUUUUACUUAUGAGGCACUUCCACCAAAAGAGAUAAAGUUUGCACCAUUGAAUCAGACAAAAGAAUUAGAUGGAGAGGAAUUAAUGAACUUUUAUACGACCGAUAAACAUAUUGGAAAAUUUCUUCACAUAAUCCGGGAUUCACCUGUAUAUCCUGUAAUCUAUGAUACAAACAGGAAUGUUUGUUCUUUGCCUCCAAUAAUUAAUGGUAAUCUUUCAAAGAUUACAUUAAAUACGAAAGAUGUAUUCAUUGAGUGCACUGCAACCGAUUUGACAAAGGCUAAAAUUGUUUUAAAUACUAUGGUCACAAUGUUUUCUGAGUACUGCGAACAGCAAUUCACCGUCGAGCCUGUUAAGGUUAUAUAUCCUGAUGGGACUCAACAUAUUUAUCCGGAUCUUUCUACUCGUACUAUGACAGUGAAAACUGAUUAUAUUAAUGCCUGUACGGGAUUGAGACUUGACACUUCAGAGAUAAUAUCUCUCUUAAAACGUAUGUCGCUUUCUGCUGAACCUGUAAACGAAGAAGCUAAAAUCUCGGUUGAAGUGCCACCGACUAGAGCUGAUAUUUUACAUGCUUGUGAUAUAAUGGAGGAUGUCGCUAUUGCAUAUGGUUUUAAUAAAAUUCCAAAGACUUUACCAAGUUGUGUGACAGUAGGUAAAGCAUUGCCUAUUAAUAAAUUAAGUGAUCUUGUAAGAAAAGAAAUUGCAUUGGCUGGUUGGACAGAAGUUUUGCCAUUAAUUUUGUGUUCACACGAAGAAAAUUUUGAAUACUUAAAUAAGAAGGAUGACAACCUUACUGCAGUGAAAUUGGCGAAUCCUAAAACUAUAGAGUAUCAGGUCGUUC
Molecule: messenger RNA, 1332 nt
Organism: Scutellospora calospora
Lineage: Eukaryota; Fungi; Glomeromycota; Glomeromycetes; Diversisporales; Gigasporaceae
Source: the annotation of a GenBank genome assembly